Molecule: messenger RNA, 3989 nt
Organism: Priapulus caudatus
Lineage: Eukaryota; Metazoa; Priapulida; Priapulimorpha; Priapulimorphida; Priapulidae
Product: prolyl 3-hydroxylase 2-like
Exons: 1
Coding region: 21-2084 (687 amino acids)
Biological process (GO): collagen metabolic process
Cellular component (GO): endoplasmic reticulum
Molecular function (GO): L-ascorbic acid binding; procollagen-proline 3-dioxygenase activity; protein binding
Source: RefSeq, a predicted model, not a curated record
CAGCGUGCGAGCGUGCUGCGAUGCGGGCCCUGCUGGCGACGACGUGCUGUGCACUGCUGCUGCUGCUGCGCACGACGACGGCUCUACCGGACGAGCCGAGAAUCACGUACGAGAUGCUCUACGAGCAGGCCGUGCAGGCGUACACCGACGAACGAUGGGCCGAGUGCCACGGCCUGAUGCUGCGCGCCGUCGACGACUGGCAGUACUUCAGCGGCGUGCAGGUGCUCUGCCGACGCAAGUGCAACGCGGCGGCCGACGUCGGCGUCGAAUACCCGAACGACGACGUCGACAACUUUCGCUUCUUCGAGCACGCGCUGCGCAACGCCUACUGCCUGCUGCGCUGCGAGCGACAACGGUUUGGCGGCCGACCCGAGGGCCUCGAUCCGGCGAUCAUGAAGAAGUUCCAGGAGCGCGAACACUACGACUACCUGCAGAUCUGCGCCUUCAAGCUGGGUAAGAUCGCUGAGGCCGUCUCGUACGCCUACACGUUCCUUAUGGGCAACCUCGGCCACGAUGUGAUGAUCAGCAACCUGCAGUUCUACCGCAGCCACGCCGACGUGACGCCGGACAUGUUCGUCGACACGCUCAUGGACGAAUACAAGAAGGAGUUUCUCAACGCGCUCGAGCACUACGACACCGGUAACUACGAGCUGACGGCCAGCGUGCUCGAGCUGGUGCUCACCGAGUAUCUACAGGCGCUCGGCGACUGUCGGCUGCUGUGCGAGGGUCCGUACGCCGAGCGCAACGACAAGUACGACAUGUACAUCGCCAUCUCGAAUCACUUCCUGCAGACACUGCGCUGCAAGGACGCGUGCAACGCGCGUGCGACAGCCGUCUACGAUAAGCUUUACCCGGAGCUGCUCAGUAACAUCUACCACUACCUGCAGUACUGCUACUUCAAGACGGGCGACCACCGCAACGCGGGCGCCGCCGUCGAGUCGUACUUGCAUCUGAACCCGGACGACGCCGACAUGCAGUUCAACAAGGAGUUCUACGUUCAGACCGGCGCCGACGAGAGCUACUUCGUCGUACGACCGGAGGCGGUGAAGUUUCGGCGGUUUCGCGACCACCUCGCGCGACUUCUGGACUACGACGAGUACACUUUCUCGAACAUUGCCGUCACCAUCUACGACAGUGAUCUCGGAAUCGACGUCAGCGACACCGAUGACAUCACCUGGGGCGCGCUGGGUGCUGACGACGCCGCGGUGGCCGCCGAUGAGCAGGUGAAGCGAGCCGACGGACCGGAAGAGGCGCCGGAAGAGGCGGCGGCGCGGCGGCGGCGGCAGGAGGAGACGCAGCGGGACUACGGCGCGCGCGGCGUUCACGUCGAGUUCACGGAGAAGGAGAACAACGUAUCGAAGCGCUUCCUCGCCGGCGGCUUUGCCUCGGAGGCCGAGUGUCGGCAGCUGGUACAGCUAGCCGAAGACGGCGUGCAGCUCGGCGACGGCUACCGACCCGACGACCCGUACAUACACUCGCAGAGCGAGCAGUUCGCCGGCAUGACGCCCGGCCGCGGCUACCGGCUGGCGCGCGACGGCGCCGUCACUCCGGAAGUCGUCAACCUGUUCCUGCGGCUCGGCGAACAGGUGCGCGAAUUUAUGGAGAGCUACUUCGCUCUGCGCACGCGCCUCUACUUCACCUACACGCACCUCGUGUGUCGCACGGCCGUCGCCGGCCGACAGUACGACCGCGGCGACGACAUGAGCCAUCCGAUACACGGCGACAACUGCAUACUGAAGAGCGACGGCAGCUGCGCGAAGGAGCCGCCGGCGUACACGUGGCGCGACUACAGCGCGCUGCUCUACCUCAACGACGACUUCGAGGGCGGCGACUUCGUGUUUGCCGACAGCCGCAAGCACGUGAUCGCGCAGGUGAAGCCGCACUGCGGUCGCGUCGUCAGCUUCUCGUCGGGCGAGGAGAACUUGCACGGCGUGCGCGCCGUGACGGACGGACGUCGCUGCGCGAUCGCCAUGUGGUUCACGCUCGACCCGCGACACGACGAGAUCGAACGAGUCGAGGCGGAACGAGAGAUCGCCAGCAUGCUGGAGCUGGCGCGCGAGAACGAGCGACACUCGGAGUUGUAGCGACGCGACGUCAUCGCUAAGAGGGGAGGGUCGCCGACGUCCGCGAGAAAGGCAUGUGACGUCAUCGGACGGGUGAGGUCAUCGGAGGUCGUGUUCCGGAUCCCGUGAUACGACCAGUGUAACGCGAGAGACCGUUAGGGAUGCUCUCUGCCGGCGGACCAUCGAAUUAAUCUCGUCGCGGUCGGAGCAGGAGGACACGAAGGAGAGCCUGUGAGGGAAGGACUGUGACAAGGACGCGCUACCAGUGUAGAAAUUCCGCGUUCGCGAGCAGCCGAAAAAAAAUGAGGUAACGCGAGACGGCGGGUGGAGAGAGAGAGAGAGAGAGAGAGUUGUGUGACCUGGAUGGUUCCCAACGAGCCAUCGCUGUCGCUGUCUCACAGAUGCGAGAAGGGAUGAGUGCAUGCAAGCGUCCUGCGCGUCUUCUCCCUUCCUCUCUCUCGCUCUCGCUCUUUCUUUCUCUGCGGCUGUCUCGUCGGAUCGCCAGAAGAGAGGGUAGAGAGAGAGAGAGGGAGGCGAAGGGAGAGAGAGCGCGCGCAGAGGGGCAAUUACUCGAGUCUUUUGUGCGUGGCAAAUUGCACUGCUCCGCCCGAUGACCGCACGCAGGUAUAUAUCACUACGCAAAUACACGUCGCUGCUCGGUUUAACCGAGGCACGGCGCUAGUUUAGCAGUAGUAUCAGUAGCAGUGGGUGGCAGGUUGGGUUGGUCCUGCGGCUGUGUCCACAGUUCAAACACCGCUUGUUGUACUGCCUGCGGGUUGCGCCGUUGGUUGCGAGCUAUGAAGCGCCUAUAUCUAUAGACAUAUAUGUAUAUAGACAACAGAGCACGCGCGCGUGGCGGAGAACAGAUGGCCAGUUGUUCGGUGCGUUGUUUUCGGCGUGGGGAGUGGAGCAGCACAAAGUAGCUGUUGGUGUAAAGAAUGGUUUGUUAUCUCCUCCCUUUCUUUAGCGUGGGAUUGGGUAAUUCGGCGCGUUGGUGGCAGGUGGGGUUGAGGAUUGCAGUGUUUGUUAUUAGGAGAAGGUAGUGUCGUUGAUAAUUUUGGUUACCCCUUCCCGAAUAGAUAGAACUCUGUCUAUAGAAAGGGAAAAAAUCGCAUAUCUCCGCUUACAAUUACCAUCGACAUCGGACGAAUUUACUACACGUGCACAGCAGAAACAUCUUGCUCUCUCUUGGGUCUCUCUUGCGCCUGUGUGCGGAGUGAUGCUAACGUGCCGUGACGUGGGGACGGGCUUGAGAUGGGAGAGGGUGAACGGAAAGAAGUCUGAAGCCUGUUUAGAGAUCGGGUUGCCGCCCGACCGCUGUUAUGAAAAAACUAUUGCAAGCUAUCUGACUGCACGCACCGCUGCCGUGGCGCCUGCUGGUUUUGCGCCCGUUCUUGUCGUCUGCUGCUGAUAUUUUAAGCCGUCGGCCAUAGAGAGUCAUCGCGAAGACGACCGACCGACGCCGUAGAUGCCCGAAGUUUGUCGUCGGCGGAGAUUCCCAAAUUUAGUCGGUGGCGGAGAUUCCCGAAGUUUGUCAUCGGCGGAGAUGCCCGAAGUGCAUGGCGGCGGAGAUUCCCGAAGUUUGUCGGUGGCAGAGAUGCCCGACGUUUAGUUCGGCGACGGCGAUGACUGAAUUGCGUCGUCAGCGGUGAUGCCCGAAAUACGUCGGCAGCGAAGAUACCCGAACAAACAGCGCACUCUUCGGACGGCGGUGAAAUUGUGCUUGUUGCGUUUUUAUGCCCAGUUAAAAAGAUGUAAAACUGAGUUUUACAGCCAUGAGCCGGAAGAGAAAUGAUAGCAGGCAGAAUGGGCGCGUUGUACGGCGCGCUCUAUAUACAUAACGAUCGACAUGCAGUCACUCCAAGCAAUGAUGAUGGCGUAUCGAUGAACUCUGAGAGAAUAAAGCGAGUGGGGCGAAGAAGAUUG